AUGCAGAAUCUUUUCCAUCAUAUCUUUCUCUUCUGCUCUUUCUCCUGCCUCUACUACCAAGUGGCUGCACCACUUCAUUUCCUACCACCACCACUGUUAGUUACUUGCUCAGAGCCAAGAAAUCGUGUUUAUCAACGACAAGACAAUGCGCUUCGAAUCUCAUGUCUGUGGGACGGCUUUAUUGUGAUGCAUUACUCAAGAAUACCAGGAGUAAAAUCCGGGGAAGAAGAGUCAGUUUUCCAACCACCACCUUACUGUCGCUGGUUCCGAAAUUCCAUUCUGGUAAACAGUACAAAUCUCUGGUCAGGAAAUCUAACGCUGGGCCCAGGCCUGCCAGGAGACAGCCCUCAUCCACCAUGGGCUUAUAGUCAGAUCACCGUACAGUGCACAUCAGCGUUUUGCUCACCUCCCUUGUGCUUUCACCGCAAUCUGAGUAUUGAGGUUUGUGGGCAAGAUGUCCGUCUCUUCCUGUUCUGGCCACGUACCCGUCCAAUUCUGGAAUGGCAGCCUGUGCACUUGGGUUGGUGUGCACGUCUUAAGAGUUCCACGUGGAUCUACCACUUCAGGAGUCAAGGGGGUAGUCCUGCUGAUCUCCUCAUUCCUAGUGAUCAACACACUGAGCUCCCUCCAUCCGUUGCAUACCUUAAUGCAGAGCUGCAGCAGGUCUGUAGGUCCUAUUAUAGCUACCACUUGACUGUGCGCUAUUCCCACCGUGGGUUCUACACUGCUUCUGUCACCAUUGAGCAUGGGCCUCAGGUCAGCGUUAGUACGGAUUUCUUAGUAGAGUCAGCCUUGCUACAUGUUUUUAGUGCAAAUUCCACAUUGCUGAGCCAUCCACAUGGGACAUUCAAUCUUUCUUGGAGUUUUCAACAACUCAGCCAAGGGAUAGUAGCUUACAAACUAUUGAACAUACAUGACACAAAAGGGUGGUCUCAUUCCUACAGUUAUAACCCUUUUGCUUUGCAUAGUAAUUUCUGUGCUGUCCAUAAACCACAACAAUCCAAGGAAAAGGUGGUGGCUAUUAUCUACUUCCAAACCAAUGAAAGAUCAUUUGGAGAGCUGUCAGGAAAACUCGAUUUCUCUAAUCAGACUCUGAUAUUUAAUGUAAAUAAUGCAGUUCCAACUUACCUCACAAUCAACCCACAGAAAGUCAAGAUAGGCACAUAUAUUGUUAGCCAUAACACAGGACUUUACUAUUCGAUGGAAGAUGGUGCCACCAAUAAAAAUUCCAGCUCCCACUAUAUCUUUUACCAGCAAGCAGGCUUUUCCUACCUGGUCAUUGUGGAGUUUGUGCAGCUACAAUUGUUCAGUUUCAGUACGCACAUAUAUCUGAACCGGAAGGGAAGACUCUUCAAGUCUCUAAGAGAAAAAGAGAUAGAAAUUCACGUUUUCAACAGCACUUUUCCUGAUGAAAAUUUGGUCUAUAUUGUAUGGUUUAUUCCCGUACAACAUCCUCUGUUGCAGUGCAAAUGGCUCUUCAACCUGCAACUUUUGGAUUCAAAAGACAAGAAUGAGGUUCAGAACUAUAGUUUUGCCUACAGGAAUUAUGUCAAAAAUGCAACACAGUUCAUUCCUGACUCUGUCUUACCUUUCAACCCUGCUUUGUACACUGGCUUUGUUGCAAAAAUGAAGUGCAUUAGCAGUAGAUUUGUACUAAUGGUUUUGAAAGCUACAUUCAACCUUUACAGUUCUAAAGUCAUAGAAUCCAGAUUAGCUUGUCAUCAAAAAGCUUGUUCUAUUACAAAAAUUAAUAUCCAGAGGUCUGAGACAUCUAAAUUCAUCCUACAUUAUGCUCCAGGGAUGGAAUUUACCCUGGCCGCUGAAACACUAAUAAACUGCCCAGGCCCUAAACAAACAGAGGUCAUCUGGAACAUUUAUAAAGUGCAAAAUAGGACCAGUACCCCAGACUGGUCCAAACCUUUCAACCCACCUGGAAUUAGGAGAAGAAAUGACAUGACAUUAAACAUUCCCAGUUCUAGCUUAGACGAUGGCUUGUACGUCUUUAAUUUCUCCAUGAAAUUAAAAUCAUUAGAUACAUGGGAUAUUACUAAAAGUUCAGAUUCAGUGCUUGUUGAGAUUGGGCCAGAUAACUUGAUGGCCGCCAUUGCUGGAGGCAAUUUCCGGUCAGUUAGCUUUUCUGACCAGUGGAUACUGAAUGGAUCCGUUUUCUCUAAUGGUGAAGUGAUCCAAUCCUUUCAAAAAGGACUCUCCUUUAUUUGGUAUUGCACCAAACACAAAUCAGACUAUGCCUCAAUGACUCUAAGUAGAAAUGGGAAAUGUCAUCCAGACCAGGUAGACUUGAAAUGGACAACUUCAUCUGACCCAGUUCAAACAGUGAGACCUAAAACACUUCAAGGAAGCAAUACAUACUAUUUCCUCUUGAUGGUUCAGUAUGGUAGCCGAACCGCCCGUGCUGAACAAGCAAUAUAUGUGCAUAUUCACUCCACCUUAAUCCUGAAUGUUACAUGUCUAGAAAACUGUGAUAAAUCAUUAGUUCCGACAGAAAGAUUUUGUCUUUCUGGCAAAUGCCUAAAUUGCAGAACCAACAAGCCUUCCUAUCACUGGUCACUUCAUUCGGCACAAUCCAAUGAAAUAGAUUUUGACUGGUCUUCCAAAACUACAACAGGAAGGUCCAGUCCAUAUUUACGUAUUAAUGCUUUUGCAUUUGAAACCAUGAUAGAGCAUUCAUAUGUCCUUACCUUGAAAGUCUCAACAACAGAAGGACAGUUGGCCAUCUAUAAGUAUUCUUUUUAUGUUAAUGGACCACCUCAGCUAGGAAAAUGUGUCCUUAACCCAAAAAUCGGUAUAGCAUUCCUAACAAAAUUCAUUAUUCAGUGCAAUGGGUUUGGAGACAAAAAUGAACCUCUUGCAUAUAAAGUAAUAGCAGCAUAUAAUCAAAUAGAAAUGAGUACUAUAUCAUCGAUAGAGAACAAUACUUUGGGAAUAAUAGUGUAUUCUGGCCAUGACUAUAAAACCCCUCAAUUUUUCCUCCCAAAUGGUGUGCCAUCUCAUAACUCUGCCUUGGUUAUAUAUGUUCAAGUAUAUGAUGCUCUUGGAGCAAGUUCUCAAGUAACUUUACAAGCAACUGUGCAUGAUGAAAAGAAAAGUAAGUCACUGGGUGUUAUUCAUCAUGAACUACAUUCCUUAAUGAAUGGGCAAAGUGCUCUUAUGACAACUUUUCGGAUAACGAAGGAUUAUUUUGAUAUAGGUUACUUUGUUUAUAUGGUGGCCUCGGUUUUAAAUAACAUUGAGAACCCAAGUCAGGGUUCUACAUCUGAUUUGAGGCAAAUCCUCCUUAAUAUGACUGCAGAAAUGCCAACAAAUACUGCACAGGAAAUAAAUCAGGUUAUUUUAAGUAUUUGCCAGGUAACACAUGAAACCACGGAAAUCAAUGAGGAAUCACAACUACUUGCAAUCAAGAAACUGAAGGAAGCCAGUAAAGCUCUAAAAAGACUCAAGGACAAAGAUUUCAGUUCGAAGGAAACUGAUAUCCUUGGCCGUGGUAUUCUUAUUGGGUUGUCCAAUGUGUUGAAAGCUUCCCUCUCGCACUACCAAAAGGUCAAUAUCAAUGUAAUUAAAGAAACGAUUUUUGUGAUGGAAAUAUUAGCAGACUUAGUCUUACGAGAUAAAGUCCCUGGAGAAAAUGAAACUGUAAUGAAAACAGAAAACUGGAGCGUUCAUUUACAAAAAUAUGCAAAGGCGGACCUUUUUGGAAAUGUUUCCAAUAGAAAAGAUUGCAAGAAUUGCUUUUAUCCCAAACUGAAGGAGGGUCUUCAUGCCGAAUUAAAUGUCGAUGCCGUGGUUACCAGUGUUUUUUAUGUAUUUGACAUAAAUCCUUUCCCUUGGUUGCUUUUCACAGAAGAUAUUGGAACAAUAGUAACCGGAUUCAAAAUGACAGGUACCCAACCUAAUGGUGAUAUAAUUAGCCUCACGCCUGAUUUAGUUGAAAUUAUCAUGGCCAGGAAAGAUGAGGUCAUCUUUGACUUGACUAUUGGUCCGGACAAAACGCUUUCUAAAACAACUGGAGGCUUUAGUUUUGAAAUAAAGAGGAGUACCAAAGAUGUUUUCAUCCAGAUUGUCUCCAAAAGGAACAUCACUUUCCAGGUAUUUAUAUACCUAGGUCACAACAUCAGCCACCCUCCCUUGGCUACAUAUACUGUUUCCCAUCACAGUCCCCCAACACCUACUGAAAAUGACACUACUAUUCCUGACUGUGCAGUUGUGGCUCCCUAUAUCCUUUGUCUUCCACAAUCAUUGCUCUGGUCUCCAAUCUAUAGCAACAGAGAAGACAAAGUGAGCAUCUCUAUUGUCUUACAAUCACACCCGUUUGUGAGAGAACAGACUACAAAGAUUGUUCGCAUUGCCCUUUUUGCAGCAGAAUGCCUUGAUCUGGAUGGGAUUGAAAAACAAUGGGAAGAAGGAACAUGCAGCCUUGGCCCUGAAACAAGCUGGUCCAAAAUACAUUGCAUUUGCAAACCAAAAGGACUCGACAUGAUUACAGGUAGUCCUAGGACAGCAGGGACCUCUGAAACUGGCCUCAGAUUUUUAGCCAGCAAGGUGUUUUCAUUCCCUAAUCAUAAGGAUAUGAAAAGGUCCCUUUUAACACAUGAUGUGCAUUAUCCCAUAGCAGAAUUGACAUUAUUUAUUAUUUUUAUACUUUACACAUUGAUGGCUGCCUGGGUCUUAACAAAAGAUAAAGUCGGUACGGAAGACCAAAUCAUCGAUCUGCCAGACAAUGAUCCUUUUGACAUGAUAAAGUACCUAGUCACUAUAUAUACAGGAAGUCGUCUCAGAGCAGGCACAAGAGCUGGUGUUUUUAUUGAGCUGAUGGGCGAAAAUGGGGCCAGUGGUGUGCAUCAUUUAAAGCAUCCACAUUUUCCAAGAACCUUCCGCCGAGGAUCUAUUGACACUUUUCUUUUAACUACAAUGAUCGACUUAGGAGACAUUUCUUCUCUUCAUAUCUGGCAUAAUAAUUGCAGUUUUGGUCCUAAUUGGUACCUAAGCCGAGUCAAAGUCCAAAACCUGGAGACUGAAGAGACAUGGCUAUUUUGGUGUAGAAAAUGGUUAUCUCUUCGCAAAAAUGGUUGCCAAAUCGAAAGGACAUUUGCUGUUACAAACCCAAGUAGACGUGUAAGUAAAAUUGAUUGUUUUUUAAUAACAGUUAGCAAUGAUGUGAGCGGAAACCACCUCUGGCUGUCUGUCUUCACUUAUCAUAGAAUCCAUGGCUCUUUGAGCAGAUUCCAAAGGUUGUCCUGUUGCUUGGUGAUAUUGCUGACCUCCUUGAUGUUUAACUCUUUAUUAUUUGCUAGUGAGAAAGAUCGAUUUAUUUUAUCAGUAGACUUGUCAUACCUGAGAUCUAUAGGAACUGGAAUAGCAGGUGCUUUAAUUUCCAUCCCUGUGCAGGUGAUCUUGACCACCUUGUUUAAGCACUCACAAAAGAGGCCGGCACCAUCUCACCCAACUCAAAGUCAACAAAAAAAGAGACCCUCCUUAGUAGCCGAAUAUCUUUGUACCGAGGAUAAUGUAAGAGAGGCUCCACUUGCAGAGAUGACAUCUCAACCAUUCCCACCCACCAAUGCCAAUGUCAAUAACAAUUAUCCAGUCGAAACGACAGUACAGUGUAAGAACACAAAGAAUCCAAAUCCUAAUCACUGGUCUGCAGUCACAGCUUGGUCCUUGGUGUUAUGUAUCCCUGGGAUGUCAGCAUUUUUCAUCAUAGUGCACGGCCUGUCUUUUGGCUACAUAACAUCCUUGGAAUGGUUGCUAGCUUCCGUGACAUCCCUUUGUGUACAUGUGUUUUUGUUUGAGACCUUACAGAUACUUGUGAUUUCAGCUUGGCGUACUGGUUUUGCAAAAUACUGUCGAGACCUCCCAUGGCAAAGCCACCAAGUUAUUCACUUUAAGAGUAAAACUCAGACUGCCAGUGAGAUGAAACUCUUGCAUCAUGAGCUGACUAUACUUAGAGCUUCCGAAGAUUACCAGCCCUUAAAGAAGGAAGUAGUUAGAAAAUUGCGCAGAAUACAUAGGAUUAAACAUCUGGCUUAUGUUUAUGUGAAGAAUAUGUUCUGUCAUCUUUUCUUCUUAUCUUUAAUCUUAACCGUUGCAAAGCCUGCUGAAAUCACAACUUUGUAUUAUUCCAAUCAGUAUAUGACAGAGACAUUUUCUGUUGAUCUAGCUGAAGUAACUACAAUAGAGGAUAUUUACACAUGGGUGAAAAAUGUCUUUCUGCCAAUGAUACACAAUGACAAUGAACCAACGUAUCUUUCAGGCACUUGGUUCAAAAUUCUUGGAUUGCCCAGAAUGAGACAAAUAAGAAGUCAAAGUUCUCCAACCAAAUGUUUCUUUCCGUAUGGCUUGACAAAUACAUUAAGCCUGAAUGAUAUUCAUUGCCGAAAGAAAUACGGAAUUGAUCCUGAAGAUCAAGCUGACUACCUUGGAUCAUGGUCAGUAAAGGCCAAUAGACCAAUUCCUAUUGACAAUCGUGCUUUUUUCGGUUUCAUUUAUGAACAUCCUGCUUAUCAGUGGGACUAUUACUCAUAUGGGAAAUUCAACACCUAUUCAUCCAGAGGAUACAGCUUUUAUUUUUUUCCAGGGGAGACACAAAAUAAUUCAACAACGAGGUUAGAAACUUUGGAAAUAAACAAGUGGCUUGAUGAUAAGACAUGGGCACUGAUUAUUGAAUUGACCACUUUUAACCCAGAUACAGAUCUAUACUGUUGUAUUUCUGUCAUAUUUGAGUUUUCCUAUAUUGGCCCUAUUGUCAGUAAGGUGUACGUUGAAUCUUGCCACCUCCCUCUUCUCACUGACCAAUCCAGCAGUGAGGUUUUCUUCUUGCUAGCCACUGUAUAUAUGCUCAUAACAUAUAUUACUGAUGAAUGCUGGAUGAUCUAUAAACAGAGGCUGAAAUAUAUAAAAGCAGCUACCAACUUAAUCAAUUUUGGAAUGAAGACACUUUGCACUAUUUAUGUAAUGUUACUUUUAUACAAAUUUCAUCUUGCUGAGGAAUUAGUACAGUUUUAUUUUCUCAAUCCCUAUCAGUUCAUCCCUUUCCACGUAGCUUCCCAGUUUGAUGAGACAGUCAGGAUAGUUAUGGCAUUUUUGCUUUUUCUCUUAAUUUUGAAAAUGUUCCGCUAUUUCAGAUUCAUAUAUGGGGUACGCCUGGCUCAAAAAUCCUUACAUGAAGCUUUACCUAAAAUGAUUAAUCUGUCUUUUGCAGGGGCCAUAUUCUUUUUUGGAUUUAUGUCGCUUGGGUAUCUAGCAUUUGGACAACAUGAAGUAACAUUUCGAACUCUGUUAGAUUCUUUUACCACUGUAUUGUCUUACUGUGCCUUAGCAUUUAGGGACACUGAAUUUUCAUCUGAUAAGCUUCUAGGUGGUCUUUUCUUAGGUUGUUUUCAGUUUGUGAUGAUUUGUGUUUUUGUCAAUUUAAGUGAAGUUAUUAUAAUCUCUGCUCAUGUGGACAUGAAAGAAACUGUUUAUGAACUACCAUCACAUGAAGCUGAAGUGAUAUACUAUUUAGUCCAAAGAAUCCACAGGCUUUGUUUUUUUCUUUCAACUGGUACAAAACCUGAAAAAGAAACCAAUUUCUUGAAUCGGAUACUGUAUGGAAAAAUGGAAAAACAUAAUAAGCGACAGACUAAAAGGCAGAGUAUGUAA
Molecule: messenger RNA, 7656 nt
Organism: Anolis sagrei ordinatus
Lineage: Eukaryota; Metazoa; Chordata; Lepidosauria; Squamata; Anolidae
Product: polycystin family receptor for egg jelly-like
Biological process (GO): detection of mechanical stimulus
Cellular component (GO): membrane
Molecular function (GO): calcium channel activity; protein binding
Source: RefSeq, a predicted model, not a curated record